This is a messenger RNA of Rhopilema esculentum, 3257 nucleotides long. RefSeq names its product N-alpha-acetyltransferase 25, NatB auxiliary subunit. Gene Ontology annotation, molecular function: protein binding. The record is from RefSeq and is a predicted model, not a curated record. NCBI's taxonomy places the organism in Eukaryota, Metazoa, Cnidaria, Scyphozoa, Rhizostomeae, Rhizostomatidae. Gene Ontology annotation, cellular component: cytoplasm; NatB complex. Gene Ontology annotation, biological process: N-terminal peptidyl-methionine acetylation.
UAAUUUGACUCUUUGUGAAAUUUGAGUCUCCAAGGAGAGGCCACUUGAAAAGGCUAGGCCAAAGCAGUUUUUGGAAGUGAGGUCGUCGAAGCAUGCAGACAUGGCGGGAAGGGGUCGCGUUGACGUUAACGAACGACGGUUGAGACCAAUUUACGAUGCUCUUGACAACCUCAACAACAAAUUGGCAAUCCAGCUUGCUGACAAGAUCCUGAAAAAGCAAAAAGAUUUGCAUUGUGCUAAGGCUUUGAAAGCUCUGGCUUUAUUACGCUCUAAUAGGUUACCAGAAUGUCUUGAGCUACAAGAGGAGUUAAAAAGGAUAAAUGUAUGGGAUGAUUCAAUUCUGCAGUGUAUGACCAUGACAUACAAAGAAAUGCAAAAGCCUGAGGAAAUUGCAACGAUCUAUGAAUUAGCUGUAGCCCAACAUAAAAAUAAUGAAGAAUUCUUGAGUCAUUUGUUCAUGGCAUAUGUACGGAUUGGCAACAAUCUUAAACAGCAAAAGACGGCAAUGAGUCUUCACAAAUCGUUCCCUUUGAAGAAUCCCUAUUAUUUUUGGGCUGUGAUGAGCAUCUAUAUGCAGGCAUUGACAUCUGAAGAUGAAAAAGCCGUAAAGGCCAUGCUACUUCCAUUGGCAGAAAGAAUGGUUGCUAAAUAUGUGAAGGAUAAUAAAAUUGAAGCAGAAGCUGAGGUACAGCUGUAUCUGAUGAUACUGGAAAAGGCAGAGAAGUACGAGCGGGCGUUUACAAUCUUAAGUGACGAAUCUGAAGGGAGCAUAGGAUUGUUGAUAAAUGAAAAAGAUGUCAUAAUGGUCAAGUAUCUCGAGAAGAUGGGAAAGUGGCCUGAAGUAAACUCGAUGUACAAGAAGUUAUUAGAGGAAAGGCCGGACCAAUGGUGGUACUACGUCGGGUAUCUUGACUCAGCAUUUGAAUUGAUAAAAACGAACCCGGCAGAUGAGCAAUGCGACAACAGGUCGUCUGCUGAUUAUAAUUUAGAACAAGUGCAGUCAUUUCUAAACGAGAAAUUGGCUGCUAAUCCCAGCUUACGAGGACCAUACCUAGCCAGGCUGGAGCUACUGAAAAGGAUGGAUCGAAGCAAAAAGGAUUGUCAAGACGAACUGCUUAAACAAAUUGUGGUAUAUUUUGACAAAUUUGGAUCACACAACUGCUUUUUUGGUGAUGUCUCACCCUACAUAGACCUUCUUACUGGGGACAAGCGACCAGAACUAGCAAAAUUGAUGGCUGAACGAACUUGUGAUGUUCCGGAGGAGUCUUCAAAUUCUGAGAAGAUCAAGACGUUACAGAGAUUCAUUUGUAAGGAAUGUGUCGAAAGAAGGAUGGGUUUACAUGACCAUCUUUCCUCGAAAGAACGGCUGGAAAAAGCAAAGGAGCUAAUGAAGAAACACAAGGAAUGCAUUCACUAUGGGAGAGAUUACCUGCCUACAGAUACUCAACCCGUGGAUACACUUGCUCUGUUGGCUGCGUAUCUUCUCAUCGACAUACCUAACAAGCAAGAAGCGCAAGCAAUGGUAUGGCAUAUACUCUUGAUUCUUGAAGAAGCCUCUCGAACUAGCCCGUCAAACCACGAGUUCAAAGUCUUAAAGAUGGCAAUUUACUGUAGUCUAGGUGCUUUUGGGCCGUGCUUAAAGAUAGGCGAAGAGCUUGAGAUCAAGUAUAUUAUGUUAGAUACAUUAGGAUAUAAAAUAACACGAUUUGAGCAACCAUUGUGCCAUUUUCAGUCUGCAUCGACGUUUUAUUCUGCCACUUUGAAGUUUUUCCACGCAAAUCAGAAGGAUACACCAGAGCAGAUAGUGGCCGCCUACAGAUAUGGGGCGUUUCGCAAGAUUCCUGAGAUGAUUGCUUUUAGAGAUCGUCUGAAUACUUCUGUCCAGUUAACUCUGGUUCUGUCUGAAAAACGCCAUCUUGAUUUGCUUCAGCAGGCAAACAGUUUUGAGGAAGCUAAACAGAUGAUUAAAGACGGGAGUCUUCUGUUUUCAUGUCCAGCCUCUCCAAAUCAUUUCGAUGGUCUCCUGGACAACAGAGACUUCAACGUACUUAACUACUAUGGAACUCCUUGCAGGAAACCGACUAAAGAACAUAUUCAACAAUCAUUUGCUUUAGAGGUAUUAUGGAUUCGAUUUCGUUGUCUUUCUCUCCGCGUUUUGGGCAUCGCCCACGACGAAUCUGAUACCUCGAAGACUGAGCAUCUGGCAAAUGGAAAUGAAGCGAAAGAUGAUGUACCAGAGGAUCUCGAAGCUGUUAUACAACAAAUUAAUGGUAUAGUUGAAAAGGCAAAAGAAUUAGAAGAAAAUGCAGAAAAGUUGAGUUGUGCUUAUGCGUGUCAUGGCCCUCCAAGUUCAAGAUGGAAGAAAAUGAUAGAAGGAAGUUACUUUGAGCCAUUGCUGGAGAUCACAAAAAUUUUGCACAUGUUAAAGAUGACUUCUGAGGCUUCUUCCAUGGAAGAUGAUGUAAAUGGACAUGUGAAUACCUUAAUCACAUGGUUCCAAGAAACGUUCAAAAGGUGCAAAGAAAGUCUAGUUUUGCGAAUGCUCGAGAAGGAUAUAUUCAACGGGUCAAGUUUGGAAGAUGUCAGUUUGCUGAUCGAGGUAGCCAACUACGUGACAAUUAUGAUUUCAUUAGUUUUGGAAAUAGCUAAAAAGAAAUACAAAAAGACAAGAAAAAAGAAAGGCUCCCAGCCAAGCAAUGUUGUACAAGAUGCUUUGGAAAAGCUGAUAUCAGGACUAAUCACAAACCUUGAGGAUUUCAAGACCAAAUUGCUGGAAAUGGAGGAAGGCAACGUCUCAAAAGAACUCGAAGCUGGAGCACUCACUAACCUUUUCGAAAAGACACAGUCAGAUUUGGUAAUGACAAUUUGGCAAAACGUUCAAGGAAGCUACAAGCAAUCAAUUCAGGAAGUCAGCCAAAUCAUUGAACUUAAAGUUAAGUUCCUCAAGUCUUUAAAAAGCUAACCAAACUCAUCAUUUGUAGUAUUUUGCUGCCCUUGAGAUGCAUGAAGAAAUCUAACACAUGUACGAGACUGUGCCCAGUCCCCAUCUAGAAUGCAUGACAUAUACCUUGUGAUUUUAGUAAAGAACAUCAUGAAUUGAAGUCAAGCUUGCCAUACCAUGAAGUACCUUUAUGACAUAAGGUUGUCAUUUUGACAUUUUAUGAAAAAAUGGAUAUUGGUUAGAUUUUUAAGUAGAAUGAUGUAGCAAUGUUGCAAAAUUUUCAAAAUCAUUCUUACAAAUCAAAUAAUGUUAUCUA